AUGGCCUCGGCCAAGUCCCACACCGAUACGUCCGUGUUAGAGCGCCGAGGCAGUGUCGGUAAUGUGAAGCCUCGACUGACUCACAGCAGAGAGCUAGAAAUGAAAACGACCCUUCAGGAGUUAUUGAUCUACAUCAUUUUUCUAACAGAUCUAUGUAUAUUGACAUUUGGAAUGGUGAGCACAGAUAUGUAUUACCUAAACAGAGUUAUGUCGAAUCUUUUUCUGGAAACCCCUCUGUCAGAUAACGAUAAAACUGACUUCAUGUCCAUGGCCAGCAUUAUUGACUUUUGGCAGUUUCUAGAAGGACCACUUCUGGAUGGCCUUUAUUGGAACUCGUGGUACAAUGAUAAUUCUACAUCGAUCCACAGAAAUAGCAGCCACAUCUACUAUGAGAACUUACUGUUAGGAGUACCUCAAAUUAGGCAACUCAAAAUCCGUAACGACACAUGUUCUAUAUAUCCCUCUUUCCGGGCAUUUAUGAGAGGGUGCUACGGUAAAUACCGCUAUGUAAAUGAGGAUAGAGAAAGCUUUGGCUUUAAGAAUGAUACUGAGUGGCAUUAUUCCAGUUCUAAAGCACUCUCUCCAUGGCAUUGGGGCCUUAUUGAUCUAUACAGUAGUGGAGGAUUUAUGUUCACCUUGCCCAAGUCAAAGGAAAUAUGUUCAGAGAAGCUGGCUUUUCUCAAGAGAAAUAACUGGAUCACCAGAGGGACGAGGGUCAUUUUCAUUGACUUUUCAAUGUAUAAUGCCAAUGUAAACCUCUUCUGCAUAGUCAGGCUUGUGGUAGAAUUUCCUGCAACAGGCGGUGCAAUCCCUUCUUGGCAAUUCCACUCCGUAAAGCUUCUCAGAUACGUCACCUAUUAUGAUUAUUUCCUGGCCUCUUGCGAAGUCAUCUUUUGCCUCUUCAUCUUCACUUUCAUCAUCCAAGAACUCAUAAAAAUGAAGAAGCUGAAAAAAGAUUAUUUUAGAGAUGCCUGGAACUGGCUAGAUAUGUUAUUGCUCAUGUUGUCUGUUUUUGCUAUUGCCUUCAAUGUUUACCGAACUGUUGAAGUGUCCAGGCUGAUGGAAGAUCUGCUCUCCAAUUCAGAUGCUUAUCCAGACUUCUAUUUCCUUGGAUUCUGGCAGACCCGUUACAAUAAUAUGAUUUCAGUAAAUGUCUUCUUUGCAUGGAUAAAGAUAUUUAAAUACAUAAGCUUUAACAAGACCAUGACCCAGCUGUCUUCCACUCUGUCCCGCUGUGCUAAAGACAUCAUUGGAUUCGCCAUCAUGUUCUUUAUCAUCUUCUUUGCAUAUGCACAGUUGGGUUACCUGGUCUUUGGGUCACAAGUGGAUGAGUUUGCUACGUUUCAGAAUUGCAUUUUUACCCAGUUUCGUAUUGUGCUUGGAGAUUUUAACUUUGCCAGUAUAGAGCACGCAAACCGAAUUCUUGGACCAAUUUACUUCAUCACGUUUGUAUUCUUUGUAUUCUUUGUACUCCUGAACAUGUUCUUGGCGAUCAUUAAUGAUACAUACUCUGAAGUGAAAGCUGACUUUUCAGUUACCCCAAACAGAGAAUUUGAGAUCAGUGACCUUAUUAGACAGAGUUACAAUAAAGCUCUAGUCAAACUCAAACUGAAAAGACAGACGUCACAGACAGAAGACUUGUAUGGUAUGAAAAGACAGUCCACCUCCAGAGCAGAUGCAGCCAAGCAUAUCUCCAGAGAUUUCAGCAGGAAUCGCAAACCUUCAACCUCAGUAACUCAUGAUUCAGUUUCCCAGAAUGAAUUUCAAAGGCUUUCCAGAUACACAGCACACCUUGAGAGACAAUUGAAGGAAAUGAACUCUAAGCUUAACACACUUAUGAAAUCUGUUCCUAAAGAAAACUAA
Molecule: messenger RNA, 1863 nt
Organism: Elgaria multicarinata webbii
Lineage: Eukaryota; Metazoa; Chordata; Lepidosauria; Squamata; Anguidae
Gene: PKD2L2
Product: polycystin 2 like 2, transient receptor potential cation channel
Exons: 14
Coding region: 1-1863 (620 amino acids)
Biological process (GO): detection of mechanical stimulus
Cellular component (GO): membrane
Molecular function (GO): calcium channel activity; calcium ion binding
Source: RefSeq, a predicted model, not a curated record